This is a messenger RNA of Penaeus indicus, 1278 nucleotides long. Its product is annotated as carbohydrate sulfotransferase 1-like. Gene Ontology annotation, molecular function: N-acetylglucosamine 6-O-sulfotransferase activity. Gene Ontology annotation, biological process: N-acetylglucosamine metabolic process; sulfur compound metabolic process. Lineage: Eukaryota; Metazoa; Arthropoda; Malacostraca; Decapoda; Penaeidae. The transcript has 5 exons. The coding region runs from base 142 to 1206 and encodes 354 amino acids. The record is from RefSeq and is a predicted model, not a curated record.
CACAACACCUGUUAUACAAACGGCUUUGUAUUGCUGAUUUCCCGUCUACGAUUCUCCAGUCAACGCAGUCCUACUGGAAGACGAAUUCAUAUAAGUUUAUACGUUAUCAUAUACUUGUGGUUUCACUACAGCAAACUACAUAUGUCAAUGAUCUCAGGACGAACGCUAAGAACACGAUGGCUAAAAUCCAUCAUAAUAUACUGUUUCAUCAUCUAUAUCUUCCUUUCGGUCGACUACACGCUAUUCUCGAGGCAAAAGCAUCACGGCCGACAUCACGGAACAUCGUCUCGACAUCAUCAUAAGGCUCAUGAAGCCAAGCGGCCUCACCGCCACAAGCCCCUCCGCCGCGCCAACGUCCUCGUGCUGAGUUCCAUGGGCCGCAGCGGGUCCAACUUCCUCGCCGAGAUCCUGGCUUCACGGGGCCGGAACAUGUACUUGAUCGAGCCCAUCCGAAGCCUCCCGAAGAGGCAGAAGGUAGACGAACACUCAAUACGCGAGGAACUCAGGAGCUGCUUCCGCUGCGACCUGCGGCAGGAGUUUCUCCACUUCGGGGACAAGCCUUCCACUUCGGUCCGGCACCCGACCAUCGCCAAGAAGGACUUCGCAAGCGUCGAUCUAGAAGCGAUCAAAGGGCAUUGUAGGAAGGAACCCACCAGGAUCGUCAAGACUAUUAGGACUCGCUUGGCUUGGGCGACGGAGCUGCUGCAGGAGGACCCGAGCUUGAAGGUGGUCCAUCUGGUGAGGGAUCCGCGAGGUUCCCUGAGGUCCGCGGCGAAGGUGAAGUGGCAGCUGGACCCGAAGGAGACUUGCUCGCAGAUCAUGGAGGAUCUCGAAACUCGCAAAGAAAUGGAAAAAAAAUAUCCGAACAGGUACCUCUUCGUCAAGUAUGAAGAUUUGUCUCAAGAUGUUUACAAAAAGACGGUCGAAAUCUUUAGUUUCUUAAGAGGCAAAUCCGUCCACCUGCCGAAGAGAGUUAAAAAAUAUCUUUGGAAACACACCAAGAACACUCAUAAGGGAAAGAAAUCGUUCGGAACUCAUCGCGUGUCUGAAAAGAUAUUCCAGCAUUGGCGAAGUUCCAUAUCCGAAGCCGAACUGAACACUUACGAAGCCGCCUGUGGUGAUGUCAUUCACGCCUUGGGACACAGGAUGUUCGGAAGCGAGAAAAGGGCGCGAGAUUUGUCGUUGUCUUUAGUCGGUGAUAUUUAAGUUUCUCUUGUUUUGGUAAAUUGUGUAGGACCGUUAUUUUCUUGUAUUUGUUGUUGUUUUUGUGUUUUUUUU